Molecule: messenger RNA, 1962 nt
Organism: Seriola aureovittata
Lineage: Eukaryota; Metazoa; Chordata; Actinopteri; Carangiformes; Carangidae
Gene: ece2a
Product: endothelin converting enzyme 2a
Exons: 4
Coding region: 624-1373 (249 amino acids)
Molecular function (GO): S-adenosylmethionine-dependent methyltransferase activity
Source: RefSeq, a predicted model, not a curated record
UGGCACAAUAGACCUGCUUAGUACUGCAGGACACAGAUAUGUUCAGGUUUCUGUUUUUAUCUCACUUAUUGACUCAAUUAUUUUCAUAAAUAACAAUUUUAUUGAGAAGUUUUUUUUAUACAGUGUCUUCAGAAAAUAAAUCUGGCAUUUGCCAAAACAUGGGAGCAGAGAAAGUAGCUAGGAAAUGCAGCUAUAGGUAAAUUAAAUUAGGCAAGAUGAGUUAAGUUUCCCUUAACUUCCCCCUUAGCUGAAUUGGAAGCGAACUUAAGCGUGAGUAUGUGUAUUUGACAGUGGCAUGGGCACGAAAGUGUUAAAUCAUGUUGCCCCGCCUCCUCUCAAACAUACAGCAGUAGAACUAGAAAGAAAACAGCAAGGAAACACCUAUGGAAAACACUUGUCUACUCUUCAGGCUAAUUACACAAAUUCCUCUGAGCUUUUAGACAAUGGUCGCUUUUAAUUUUUCGUCAAGGUUUAUUUUGCUGGAGACUCGUCGACACUAACAUCCGCUCUGAGGCACGCGCUUUCUGUAAACUACAACCUACAACACGUGGACGUGAACACGUACGAGCCGGCUUUUUAAAAACUCAUUACAGAGUCACUGGCGUUAACGUGGAUUUCAGAAUAUGGACUACAUGCCGGAUGACAACUCCCGGUACAAAGAUGUUGACUACUGGGAUGAAAGAUACAAGACAGAGCAGUGUUAUGACUGGUUAGGUGGCUUCUCCAAAUUCCAGCACCUUUUGGAAGAACACGUCAAGAAGGAAGACUCCAUUCUGAUACUUGGUUGUGGAAACAGCAGCAUGAGCGGCGACAUGUACAGUGCCGGCUACCACUCCAUCACCAACAUAGAUUACUCCUCAGUGUGCAUCAGUACAAUGACCGCCAGGUACAGCGACUGCCUGGGUAUGACCUGGCAUCAGAUGGACGUGCGCCAGCUCUGCUUCCCCGCCGCAUCCUUUGAUGUCAUCCUCGAGAAGGCCACGCUGGACGCCAUCAUGGUGGAAGAGAAGUCACCUUGGGAUGUGUCCCCUCAGACCGCCUGUUUCGUUCACCAAGCACUCACAGAGAUCAGCCGCUGCUUGAAGCCCGGAGGACGGUUUGUGUCUGUUACCUUCGCCCAACCCUUCUUCAGGAAACGCCUCUAUGCUCGCACCGAGUACAACUGGUCGAUCAAACAGUACAGUUAUGGAGAAGGCUUUCAAUAUUUUGUUUAUGUGAUGACCAAAGGAGAGCAGCUUAGUCCAGAGGAUGCAGCUCUGGAGAAAAAGCUACUGGAGAAAAAUCAGCUCGAGGACACCAAAUCCACACCUACUAGGAUCGCCACAACACAAAAUGAGGAUAACGAAGACUUCCUGUCUAAUAUUGACUUGUAAAAUGACUGGAUCAUCUAAAGCAAUCUUAGGAAUACAUUAUCCCAUAGACCUCAGAAACUCAAACUUCUCCACCCUAACAAAUAUGAGAGAAACGUUUUAUAAAAAUGAACUACUGAGCAUUUUUAAUUGUUGUCUGGGCAUAGACGUUCAUAUGGACGUCUGUGUGGACUUGUUUUACACACGACCUGGGUUGUGUAGCACAAAUGAAACCUUAUGCCAUGUUAUAUGUAAAUUUCUACCAAGAAAGAGAUACAGUAUACAUCAAGAUACAUUUUCUUUAAAUUUAAUUGAGAAAUUUUAAAGAAACUAGAUGAAAUGUCCAUUUUAAGCUAAACAUAAAACUAAACCUGAUAUAUGGCUUGACUGCUAAAAAAUAAAGUUAUUUUCCCACAUAGAUGCUCAAAUCAGGAUGUUUAAGAAAAAGUAGUGACUGAUCAAAAGAAAAUGUGUGGUAUUUUUUUACACUUACAGACCGUUUACACGUUUAUAUUCCGAUAUUACAUGGACAAAAAGGUUCUCUAAACAUGGGGGGAACUGGAGAAAAUGGUUGUGCCAAAUAAAAAAAAAUAAAAAAAUCAAUAAAACAAAA